This is a messenger RNA of Microthlaspi erraticum, 1467 nucleotides long. NCBI's taxonomy places the organism in Eukaryota, Viridiplantae, Streptophyta, Magnoliopsida, Brassicales, Brassicaceae. The record is from the annotation of a GenBank genome assembly.
AUGACGGGAGGAAACAUCAUCGAAAUUUGUAAUUUUAUGGCUCCGGAAACGGUUAAUCAUAUGUUAUUUGAAUGUCCACCAGCGUUACAUGUGUGGGCUUUAUCCCCAAUUCCUACAACAUUUGACCAUUUCCCAACAGGAGGUUUGUUCACAAACAUUGCUCACCUGUUUUGGAACCUACCAAAUGAUGAAAGAAUGGGUAUGUAUCCCUGGUUGAUUUGGUUUAUCUGGAAAUCCCAAAACGAUAACGUUUUCUCCAAUGAUGACUCAGAUCCUAAUGAUAUCAUAAAUCAUGCGGCAAGUGAGGCGGUAGCAGGGAGAACGGCACAAGAAAAACAAGAGGUCUUUUGGAGCAUUCUGGAGCAUAUGGGACGUGAGGAGCAUGGAGGGACUUGGCACAUGGACGCAGCUCAACUGGAUACGCAAAGGAAGAAGGGAGAAGCCAUCUUGAAGACCAGCUCGACCAUCUACUCGACCAACCGGUCGAGUUCCUCAACUCGACCGGCCAAGCUUCAACUCGAUCGAGCUGAGAAGUCAACAGUGUAUGCGAACUCGAUCGAGUCGGUCUACAGAGACUUGGUCGAGCUAGACUUUACAACGGGUAGAAAGAGGGUUCAGAGGUCACAGAGGGUACAAGAGGAACCUGAGGUGCUUGUUGCUGAUACAAUGGAUGUACCAGAGGGGAAUGGAAACCCUUUGGGCAAUGGACUCGGUCGAGCUAGGCAAACUCGACCGAUUGGUCAAGGAGAUGCUCCAAACCGCCACCAACAGAGACAAGGGAUUGUUCCACCACCAGUGCAGAACCACAACUUUGAGAUCAAGCUGGGAAUGAUCAACCUUGUCCAGAACAAGAUGUUCCAUGGAUUGCCAAGUGAAGACCCCAUUGACCACCUUGAUGAGUUUGAUAGGCUUUGUGAUUUGACAAAGAUCAAUGGUGUCUCUGAAGAUGCCAUCAAGCUGAGACUCUUUCCUAUGUCUCUAGCUGACAAAGCUCACCAAUGGGAGAAGAGCUUGCCCCAUGGCACAAUCACCACUUGGGAUGAAUGCAAGAAGGCCUUUCUUGCUAAGUUUUUCUCCACCGGUCGCACAGCCAAGCUUAGAGGAGAGAUAUCCAGCUUCAUCCAGCGAAACAAUGAGACAUUCGCAGAGGCUUGGGAGAGGUUCAAAGGCUACACAAGUCAGUGCCCACACCAUGGAUUCAACAAUGAAUCACUACUCUCCACUCUUUAUAGAGGAUGCUUGCCUAGGUAUAGGGAGAUGCUAGACACAGCUAGCAAUGGGAACUUCCUCAACCAGGAUGUAGAUGAUGGCUGGCAACUUGUGGAGAACAUAGCUAACUCAAAUGGAAGCUAUGGAGAAGAGUAUGAUCGCACCAACCGGAGCUCGACCCACCACUCGAUCGAGUCAGACGAAAAGUUGAGAAAAGAUGUUAAGGCAUUGAAUGAGAAGUUGGAUAAGCUGAUCUAG